AUGCCGAGCUAUCGUGGCGCUCGCGGCUCUGACGGUGGAUGGGGCUCCCAAGAAGAUCAGUGGGGCCGUGGAUACGGUAGAUCUACCAAUAGCGCCCACAAUCCCUAUGAGGUCAAGAUGCCGAGGUUCCUCGUGCCGAUCUACGAGGGUAUGAAGUUCCCUGAAGACACCUCGAUCGUGGUUGUCGACAACCGCGACGACAGAAUGGUGUCGCCUUUUCAGGCGUGGCUUGUUUCUGAGAUCAUGUCAAACGCUGCCAGUUCCAUCAACGUGCUCACAGAGAGAGACCAAGUGAUGCCGCCUAAUUCAGGUUUUUCAGUGGCUCUUUUUGCCAACUAUACACUGGAUGGGAUCAAGGUGGUCUUGGCGCUCUCGCUCGAGAGUGAGACUGGCACUACGUGCGCUGGAUGGGAUGGUGAGACGGCAGCAGCUCUGUCGCACCAGGCUUUUCAGCCUUUCACGUGGCCGAUGCUCAGGGACACAUCAGCAAGCUACACAGACGUGAAGAUCUACAACGGGAAUGAGAUCCUGUUCCAUUGGAUCUUCAGAGGCUUCAGGUCAGACACAGACUUGACAGUCCAGCAACAGUUCGUUGACGAGCACCUGGUCAGAGAAGUGAACCAGGGAAAACCGAGGCUCUCAGUGGUGAUCGCCGUGUUCAUCGGCUACAGGGUAUCAGUUCUGAGUUUUGAGUGCGGGGGUCGCACAUACUCAGUAGGACCCCGUGGCUCCGUGGUUGCAGGCGACUCUGCCAGAUCGCGGUUUGAGCUCAGGUGUUGUUCAAGGUCUACGGCUGACGCAGUGGGCAAUGACGCCGAUCAUGUGGAGUUCCGGUUCAGGGACUCAAACAACAGGAUUGAUUUGAAGUGUUCCAGGACGUCAGUUCCCGGGACAUGGCUCACUGUCUCACACAUCUCUGGACCGACCUUGAUCAAGACCAUACAGUCAGUGAGGGAGAACAAAGCUCGGGUUGAAGGUCCUGAGCAGACCGAGCAGUUCGCGCAGCUCGCCGCCAUCCACCAGACCUGGUGGGAAACAUCGGUCGCCAGCAGUGAAGAUCAGGUGGGCAGCAUGGUGGUGUUCAUCCCCGGAAUGGAGGAGGGCAACUUUCACGUGCAAGCUCGAUCGAAGCUGCUGGUAAGGGAACCCGAAGUCGUUCCAGCCAAAGCUCUGGCUGAGAUGCAGCAUGGCGAGGCUGUGAAAGCUCCCACAGGUCCCCCCUCCUUGACAGGGGAGGCAUGGUUGAGCUCAGCCGAGACGGUCGCCAACAUGGUUAGCAGUUCCAAGGGAUCAGAAGAGAUCGUGCCAGUUCGGCAGCAAGCCAACUACGAGCUCAACUUCCGGUCCUUUGCAACCAAACAUCCUCAAGAAGGGAAACGUGGUCACGUUGUGGAUGCAGAACGAGAUCGUGCUCGCUGCGAUCGCAGGUUUGCAAGAUCCACAGCUCAGCUCACGCCCCAGUUGUUUCACGAGGAGAUUUCCAGGCGAUCGUACAAUGUCUCUACGGCGACGAUCGAAGAGGUCGAUGCAGAGCUUAUCACUCCACCAGAAGACUGGGCGGCUUGGGGCAAAGAGAACGUGGUGGAAGAUGCGGUGGCAGAUCGCCCAGCUCUUAGCAAAGUGCCUCACAGCACUCCUGCAGUUGGGUCUACGGAAUGCAGUGAUCAAGCAGCACCGACCACAGCUCCCCAGUCGUUUGGUCCAUCGGCUCAGACGGGCCAGGAUGUGGAGGAGCCUCGUUUGGUGGGUGAUCACCCCAAAUACGCGGUUCAGGGUUGGAUCCCCAGUGCUGAUCAUGCACGGGCUGUGGGCGAUCGCUCCCGGGGCCUCAAUCGUAUAGAGCUAUGGCUGUCGCUAGCAGAUGAUGGGGAUGGGGAUACGGCAGAUCACAAGCUGUGCCUAAUCCUGUCUGCUCUGACCCAAAAACAAGAGGUGAUGGAUCAGAUUCUUAGCCGGCUGGAUAUGGUCAACGUCUUGGCCUCUAUGGUGUCCAGAUCGACUGAGAAGAUCCGCCGUGAGAUAGCGGUAGACUUGGGCUAUGGGUACGCUGAGCCGGCGUCGAUCGGCGCAAAGCGUAAGCCUGUGGCCGGCCCGCUUCCUACGCCAGCUCCUCUGGUAGUCGGAGCCAGACCUUCGAGUCAGGGACCGACCGAGGAAGUUCCAUCUAUCCAGGUGGUCGAGGCUUCGGAAAGGAAGAAGUGGGGGCUCAGGCUCCAGAAGAUCUGCGAGCGCGCAGGUGCAGCCUCUGGGCUCAAUGAUGCAAAGAGGUGCGCUGGCCUGCUGCCAGCUGAGGCAGCUCGCCUCAAGAGCUUGGCGUUUGAGGCAGGCGGGUUCCGCACCAUCAGACAGAAUGUUCGUUAUUGGGAGAAGUUUGAAGAGUGGUCGAUCGGCCACGGACUACGCGUGUACCCGCCCACGAUCGUUGCAGUCAUGAGAUAUGCACUGCACCUGCGCGAUCAGGGGUGUGGUCCUUCCAUUUUGCCUGCGUUCAAGUACGCACUGGGGUGGAUAUGCAAGAGGCUCGUCAUGCAGACCCCGAACAUGGCAGAUCCACAGCUCAAGGCCAUCAUAGAUGAGGUCUACAAUUUGCGAGGCAAGGAGCUCAAGGAGGCGGUCCCAGUGCCGCCGAAGAUGGUCCUUGCCUUAGAGCUCCUUUGUAUUAAGCUCAUCAAGGAGAAGAAGGACGCAGCGGCGAUCUUCGUGUGGUGGGCGCUCAUCCUUAUCUAUGCGUCGCUCAGGUUCGACGACGGGAUCCAUGUGGCCCCGCUAUCACUGCAGAUGAACCAGGACGCUCUCUUGGGUGUGGUAUGGCAGACCAAGGUCGAAAGGAAGAAGCGAGGCACGAGAUUCGCAGUGCCCGCAUGCUCUAUGUCGGACCAUGAUUGGCUCGAAGAAGGGUGGAAGAUCUUCCAGCCGUUCAUCUCGGAGAGGGAUUACUUCAUCUGGGAGAUCAAGAAUGAGAAAGAGUUCUCUGCUGCUCCUAUUUCAUACUCGAGAGGGUUGGCUUGGCUCAAGCACUUCAUGCUCCUAGGCCUUGCAGAAGCAACCAAGCUCGGCUACGUGGCAGCAAAUGAAGUUGAUCAACUGGAAGAAAGCAUCCAGGUGAUCACUUGGCACUCUAUGAGAGUCACCAUGUUGUCGGAGGCAGUGAAGGCGAAUGUUGACGACAAGAUCGUCGGCUUACAAGCCAAUUGGAAAGAUCCGAGCCAGUUGGUCUUGAAGUAUGCCCGGCAGCGCAAGGAGCUCUCAGUGGCCAUGGUCAAGCAGAUGGCGAGCAAGCUCAAAGACGCAUGGCUCCCAGACCCUGAGAAGUUCGUCAUUGAAGAAGAAGACGAGGAAGUCACGGAACCGGUCGUGACUGAGUUCAUCGUCAAGGCAACUCUGCCAGAGAAAGCUCUGGUAUCAGCAGAUUUUAGUUGUGCCGUAGCAAGGCUCAGAUUUGAUGUAGGGACUUUUCUUUUGUCAGGGGUUCAAGUGCCCAACAUGGUCGAUCGGACCGUCUACGCUGAUGAUGCUCACACGCCCAAGAUCGCGCUUAGGCAAAUUUUUGGGCGCAUGGGCUUGCCGCAGGCUCUGUGCCGUUCGGCAGCAGAUGGCGGGCUGCUCUCUGUGGAAAUCUUUGCAAUGUUGGGAGACACUGCACAGGCAGUGAAAACCUCGCUCAGGACCAUGAUCACCGAGGCAGAUCUUGGCACGACAGAUGCUGCCAGAGAGCUGGCACUGAUGCAGCUCGCAGCAGUAUGGCAUGCAUGUCACGCUCUUCAAGGGCAGUUCGCCACCCGGCGGGCGCGCAUGGAAGAGGACCCAAACAAGGUUCCGGAAAUGGCGCAAGAAGAUCAUGCUGAGUUCCGAGCGCGGUUUGUUCAAGCCCACCCAGAUGUCAUUUUGCUGGACGCUAAGGAGCCCCACAAAAAGUUCGUGGAGAAGCUCAGCCGUGAUUUCUUGGUUCACGGCAUGGUGCCGUACUACUCAGUGGCCGAGAUCCGGACACGUUCCGACAGCAUAGUGCAGAAGUCGGGGCUCUCCAAGAACGCAGAGGAUCUUUUGACGAUAUCCAAGGCGGACGAACCUGAUCAGGUCACUGAUUCCAUGACCAUGAUGAACAGGAUCCAUGCCUUUUUCAUGGCCUUGGAAUAUCUCAACAUUUGCACCUAUUCUCGUGCGGCUGGCCCACUGCGCUACAUGCAGGAGCUCGAGCAAUUUCGCUCGGAGUGCCCGGGCCUGCCUUACCUGUUGGCUGCAGACUCUUUGAUCAGGAAGAAGGUCAAUAGGUUGCAAGCUGAGCAGCGCCAAUUGUAUGGCACGUUCGAGGACGCCAUCAUCGAGGUCCUGAACAACCACAAGUACCUUUGGAACGACGCCCGAACCAAGGCAGUUCUUUCCAAAGUCGACCGGCGCAGAGAGGAAGCCAGCGAGACAGGCGACUCGCAAGACAAGGUCGUCGAGGCGGUGCCCAAGAGUUCUCCCAACAAGGAGCGGAAGAAGCGCCAGCGGCUCCGCAACAAGGCGCUCCUUCGCGAAGCAAAGGAUUCCAAAGUCAAGAAAGAUCCAGCUGACAAAAAGUCAGCUCCAGCAAGAGACGAGAAGGUCAGCAAGGACAAGCGGAUCCCAGACACAGAGUGGAAAGCGAUCGUGCAAGCCGCUAGCUCAGUGACGGGCCCAAAGCGAUGUCACUAUUUCAACUCCACCAUGGGAUGCUCCUUGGGCGACAAGUGCAGGUUCAAGCACCAGUGCAUGGUCUUCGCAGGGGAGGCAGGGCUGACACAAGCCAUCAUUGCUCGUGGCAUUAAGACCCUGCCCCCUAUUGAGAUCUUGGCCAACAAUUUUGUCGUCGAAGAAGUUGAUAUUUUGGAUCCCAAGGUUUUUCAACAUUUGUGCAAGUUAAUUCAAGCAGGGUGCAUUUUCUUUAUUCAUUUUGGCACACCCUGCUCUUCUUUUAGCCAAGCUCGCAAAGAUGAUGGCGGCCCCCCACCGUUGCGUGAUCGACACAACCUGUGGGGGCGUCCAGCACUUUCUCAGCAAGAUCAAGCAAAAGUCGAGCUUGGUAACCAGUUCAUGGACCUCACUGCGAAGCUCUUGGUUUUAUGUUGCCAGUUCGGCGUCCAUUGGUCGCUGGAGAACCCGGCGACGUCUUACUUGUGGGACAUGCCCCCAGUUCGAUCUCUGGCGGCUCGUGACGGAGUGGGUCGGUUCAAUCUGGACAUGUGCAGGUUCCAAUCCAAACACAAGAAGCCUACAGCGCUCUUGUCUGAUUGCGACCUCAGUGCGCUGGCGCUCUCCUGUGAUCGAGACGCGCGGCCUCAUGUUCACGAACCCUUAGUGGGCAUGGUCAUGUCCAAGGGCAAGAAGAUUUUCAAAACCAAGCUAGCUCAGGUCUAUCCCACGCUUCUAUGUCAAGCAUGGGCAAAGGUGAUCGCAUCUCUGCAGGCUGAUCCGCUGGCUGCCACCUUCCAGAUGGCCGUGCCAGCUCAUGAACGGAAACGGCCGCUCGGCCAGCCAUUGCCAUGGGUCGUGCACAAGCAACGCGCGACAGCAGAGAAAGCUCGUGAUGCAGGAUACCAGCUCAAGCGUUCGGCUCUACCGCCAAUCUUGCAGGUUGAGAUGGAACCUGGUCAAGCUGUUCAACAAGCUUUACAAGUUCCCCAUCCUUUCACUUUGGAUCCAGCGCUUGAUCCCGAUCUUCAAGAGGCUCUGUCGUUCGUCGUGCAUAAGCCUCACCAACUGCUUGGUCAUCGGCAAGGUGCUUUACAGUUCUGGGCUGCGCGGGCUGAGCGUCUUUUGCCGCUCACGGAUCUGGAGCUCCGUGCUAUCCAGGAUCCCUACCUGCGGUCGCUACUGCGCGGAGUACCCGAUGACCAACCUGUUCAGCUUGGCACGGUCACGCAUGUCGCCCUGUGGCGAGAGCUGCUCGCUGCCAGUCGAUGUAUUGACAGCUCAUUGGUGGACGAGAUGAUCAAUGGCUUCUCCAUCGUCGGCGACAUCAAGCGCUCAUUUCGUUGGCCGCGAUUGCCGCUGCCAGAUGAUGCUCUUCCAGAACAAGAUCUUGUUUCGAGGGCCUGGGAGUUUUCCAACAAGGUCUUGCGGAACGUGAAAAGAUCCGAAGUCACAGAGAACACCUCCAAGAUCUGGGAGGCGACUAUGGAAGAUGUUCGAGAAGGUGUUACAGCAGGUCCUUUCUUCUCUAAAGACGAGGUCGACAAGUUCCUCGGCACUGAAAAUUGGAUCCCUACUCAGCGGUUCGAAGUGGUGCAGAAGAACAAGGUCAGAGGUGUGGACAGUGCCACGAUCAAUGGCAUCAACAUGGCGUCCAGGAUCCUGGAAAAGAUCGAGCUGCCAUCUACAGAUGCGAACGUGUCUGCUUUGAGCGUGAUCUCGCUCCGCGAACCUGACACAGGGAAGAUCUCAUUUUUCGUCAUGAUUGGUCAUUCUUUUGGAUUGGUAGCGGCGGUCUACAAUUACAAUCGUAGAUCUGCGGCUAUUACUGAUAUACUUCGUAGGGUCUUUUUCGUGGCGGCUUUCAACUUCUACGAUGAUAAGUACGGGUUCGAAACCGAAGUCACCUGCUCUUCAGCCUUCGAGAUUGCUCAGAAGGUUCACUGGUGGCUAGGUGCCAAAUUCGAUCCCAAGAAGCUCCAGCUCUGCGAGGACCCCACGAUCUUGGGGGUGACCUACGAUUUGAAAGCUAUGUGCCUGAAGAUCAAACCUUCGAGAAAGGAGGAGCUGCUGGACGAGAUCAAGUCUAUCCUCUCCUCCGAGACCUUGUCGCCUGGACAAGCAGGCAAGUUGCGCGGCAAGCUCAUGUUUGGCGCUUCACAGUUGUGGGGGAAGAUCGGCAGGGCCUUUCUGAGAGCUCUCUCAGAGAGGCAGUACACGAGAUCGCCCAAGACUGGUCUCAACCUUGCUCUAAAGCUCGCGCUGAAACAGUGGGAGCUGCUGAUCGAUCAUGGACCUCCAAGACCUAUCACUGCAUCGGGCGCUCGACCUGCUGACUACGUCAUUUUCACAGAUGGCAGUUUCCCCGAUCAGGAGAGCGACUUGCAAGAUCCUUGGAUUGGCGGCGUGUUGUUCAAGAAAGGCGCCAGACCGAUCCAGUUUGGAUGCAAAGUGGGCAUGGACUUGAUUGAUAAGUGGAUCCCGCGGAAGUCACAGAUCGCCAUGGUGGAGCUCUUCGCUACGGUCGUGGCGCUCCAGACUUUCAAGCCCUGGAUCUCCAACUCUUGGUCCCUGCUCUUUGUUGACUCUGAACCUGUUCAAGGCGCGUUAGUGAAAGGUUACUCUGCACGUGAAGAUCUUUGCGAAUUGGUAGGAGUGUUUUGGAAAUUGGCUCUUGAUGUUCACAUUAAUCUGUACAUCGAUCGAGUGAAGCUCUGCUUCGUAGGCCAUGCGCGCGCGGGGAAAACUUCUACUCUACUGGCACUAGCGGACAAACCCUUCGAUUGCCUGCAGCCGAGCACCCAUGGUGUGGACACCUGCGUGUUGGCCAAUGAGCUCCUGAUCUCUCAGCAGAAGGCUGUGGACGGCGAUGGCGACCUGUGGGGCGUCCUGGAAGGCAGCAGCGUCCGGGAGCUGCUGCAACGGGGCGUGGCCAAGGGGCUGGCGGAGCAGCUCACUCCCUGGAAAGAUCAAAGUCAGAAAGAAACUGGCAAGGACGUUGACGUUGCGGCGAAAGCAUCCGGGUCUGCCUCGAGCUCCAAGGAGGUGGCACCAGCCCCAGCCAGUGCUGUGGAUGCUGGCGGAAAAACGGGUCACCAUUUCUCGAAUUUGGGUGAGAUGCUGGAAAUCACCAAGAUGCCGACCAAUUUGGUGGCAAAAGCAAUGUCUCAAACUUCCGCAGAGGAACCGGAUCAGGUGGUUCUUCAAACCUGGGACUUUGCGGGACAAGAGAUGUACUAUUCGAUGGCGCACAUCUUCAUCACGGCGCCAGGCAUCUACGUCCUGGUGAUCGACCUCAGCAGCUGGUUGGAAGCCGCCUCCAUGCCCGGAACCAUGUGCUCUGAUGGCUUGCCUUUGGAGCUCUCCGACUCGUUAGAUUUCUGGCUGGCCGCUGUGUUGGUCCACGCCCCUGAUGCGCGCUUCAUCAUCGUGGGGAGCCAUGAUGAUAUGAUUCCUCCAGACUUGUCUCCUGUGGUACGUUCUCGAGUCAAUGCAUAUCUGCAGCAACGGCUGGAUAACCCUGCCUUCCACUCUCGACUUUUUGUGAACGAGGAAGAACAGUUGCUCUUCUUCCCCGUGGACAACAGCCGUUCCACCGUCGCGGCGCGGCAGGGCCUAGCGCGGCUACGGAAGAUCUUGGAUCAGCUGGCGCUGGAAGCGGCAGAGGACGCGGGGUGGAUUCCAACCCGCUGGGCGCAGUUCUUUACCGUCAUGGCUGGCGAGAACGGCGUCAGGAGGCCAUUUGUGACACUUGAGGAGUUAACGGCCUCCGCCUCCUUCUUUGGCAUGGGCGGCGAGGACCUGGACAGUUGCCUACGUCUCUUUCACGGCCUUGGCCAACUCCUCUACUUUCCAGGCUCUCCAGCCGUAGUCUUGGAGCCACAGUGGCUGCUGGAUGCCAUGGCGCAGAUGGUCGCGUGUCCACGGGUGCUGCAGCGAAACUCCCAUCAUGCCGCCGCGCUCCUUCAGAAAGGCGAACUCUCCGUAGAGUUGAUGCAGAUCCUCUGGCGCGACGAGAAAUUCCAGGGCCAGGAGGCGACGUUGCGAGCCUUCUUGGAACACUUCAGUCUGUUGGUACCUAUCCACUCAGGUAGCCGUCCCUCUUGGUUGGUGCCGAGCCUUUUGCCAAAACGGCGACGGCAGCUAGCAACGCAGGCAGAUGGUGUCAAGGCGGCCUCGUUGUACUUCGACUUUCACGGCGCCCUGCGUCAGCUGCUGCCCUCGCUGCUGCCGCGCCUCUAUGCCACGCUGCAGCGCGACGAGCCCACGCUGCGGGGGAAGAUGCUCUGCCAGGACUUUCUGGCGUUUUCCAUGGAUGUGAUCUUGGUGACAUUGGAGUUAAUCCACCUGGAGCCCUGUGAAACCUUGAAGUUGACCGUCACAGCCUCUGAAGAGGUCGACCAUCACAUGAUGUCCAAGACCUUCCGCUUGGUCUCCGAGGGCCUGGCUGUGUCGCUGCCGCGGCUGAGCUUCGCCACUAAGGUGCCGUGCCCUGCGUGCGCGUGCAGUUGGCCAUCUUCCCAGCUUGAGCCCAACGACAGCACUCCCAAGGAGGAGACGACCUGGAUGCCCCGUGUCGGUGAGCAGGUGGAAGUCUUCAGCAAGUCAGCGCAGUGUUGGUGUUUGGGCUCCAUCCAGAAGGUGGGAAGGACGGACGUGACCACCACCUUUCAACGGCCGGAUGCCCUUGCCAAUCAGUUCUGCGAGACAUUUGGUCACAUCUUCUGCGAGAAGGUGGUUAUUCAUAAGAAGACCUUGGCCAUCACGCAUCCAGACCUUCGUCGCCUGCCAAAAAUCACUCAGUGCAGCACUGAGCAAAGCAAGGCGACCAAUACGCGGAGUUGCAGCGGUUCAAUGGGAGCUCCCCAUUUGCUGGACCUCAGCGAUGUGGUGGGCGAAUGGCAAUUGUUUUGCAGCGUUUCACAGAGCGUCUUCUCUGAGAAGUCCCUCCCAGCCUACCUGCGCGCCUGGCGUGCUGCACAGCUGGAGAUGGAGAAACCGAGCUCGCUGCGCGGCUGUAGCGAACAGACUUUGGCGGGCGACUGCAGUAGCGAUGCAGUGAUGCAGCUGGACUUCUUGUACGCUUCACCUUUGCACUGGGGUAGUUUGCCUUUGAACAGCUUAGACAUCAUGUCGGAGCUGCAGGCACUACGUGGCAUUGUGGGCAUUUCGCCACGGAUCGAAGUGGCCACCAUGGAAUCUCUUCAGGAUGCACUCCUCCGCAAGGCAGAGCUUCCCACGGUGCUUCACCUGUCCGCGCAUAUCGGCACGCCCAUGCUGCCACUGAAACCCCAACUCCUCUUGGAGGACCAGCGCGGCGUGGCGCACGCCUUAUGUGAAGAUGCCUUAGCUCCCUUGGCGUCCUGGGAGGCUGAAGCCGCCAGUGGUGCAAGUUGGCUCUUUGUUUUCCUGGCAUGUGGUUCUAAGCAGAUGGUGGAGCAUUUGAUGCAGAGUGCCGGCCUGCGGCAUGCCAUUUGCUGUGCCGGAGACGUGCUGGACGCGGCCGCACGGGUCUUUUGCCGAGCCUUCUACAAGGCCUUGGCGGCGGGAAAAAGUGUGGUGGAGAGCCAUGCCGUGGCACAAGCCUCUGUCCGGCACAGCGCCAAUUUGGGCAUUCGCCACGAAUCGCCGCGCCACGUCGCGGCCACCGUUCUGAAGGAGAAAUUCCUCUACCUUGUGAAGUCGGAGAUCGAUAGCCCCGUCGAUAUCGACCGGAUCACCCGCGUGAAAACGGCCCCUUGGAUCUCAUGGCCUUUGUGGCCGCGCGUGGAGGACUAUGCAGCCUGUCGUUUGAUCGACAGCUGCCGCAUCGCCAAUGCCUUCAAGGACCGUCGUGUGGUGCUGGUCCUGGGGGAUCAGGGGAUUGGAAAGUCAGCCAUGUGUCGCGAGUUUUGCGCCUACUUCUCCGCCCCGGGCCGUCUCUUCUCGGAUCGGGCCCUACUGCUCGACGAGGCAAAGGGGUGA
Messenger RNA from Cladocopium goreaui, 10617 nucleotides. NCBI's taxonomy places the organism in Eukaryota, Dinophyceae, Suessiales, Symbiodiniaceae. The record is from the annotation of a GenBank genome assembly.